AGGGAGUCUCCCUGCACCUGGGAGAUUCUCUCCAGCUUUGCAUUUUCAGGUGUUUAUAAUGGUAGCUGCAUCUCCACCAGCUUACUAGAGAGCCAGGCAGCUGAAGCUGAAGCUGAAGGAUCACUUGCUAUGUCAGCUGAGUGAAGACUCAGGUUAACCCACCACACCUCCUUCACUGCUGCAGUCCUACAGGUCACAGACGAUGGGGCUUCUUGAGGAGUUUGAUCAUUACUCUUCCUUGGCCAAACUCACAGCAAUCUACGAAGCAAGCAACAGGACCACCUUCAACUGGACAGACAGCCGCAUUGUGGAGUGGGAGAAAUUUGCUGAGCUGGCUAAAUACGAGCCAGAAUCCCAGAAACCAACAGUGAAAGCUCUCCUAAUCGUGGCCUACUCAGUCAUCAUCAUCAUGUCUCUCUUUGGGAACAUGCUGGUGUGCCACGUGGUGCUGAAGAACAAGCGGAUGCACUCAGCCACCAGCCUCUUCAUCGUCAACCUGGCGGUGUCUGACAUUAUGAUCACACUGCUCAACACCCCUUUUACCCUGGUUCGUUUUGUGAACAGCACGUGGGUCUUUGGGAAGGCCAUGUGCCACGUCAGCCGCUUCGUGCAGUACUGCUCCCUCCACGUCUCCACCCUGACCCUGACAGCCAUUGCCCUGGACAGGCACCAGGUCAUCUUGUACCCACUGAAGCAGAGGAUGUCACUAACCAAGGGAGCACUGAGCAUCUCCAUUAUCUGGCUGAUGGCAACCUGUUUCUCCCUACCCCAUGCCAUCUAUCAGAAGCUUUUCCAGUACAACUAUAGGGAAGCCACAGUCCGGAGUUUGUGCCUCCCCGAUUUUCCUGAGCCCACAGAACUGGUCUGGAAAUAUCUGGACCUGUCUACCUUUCUGCUUCUUUACCUCCUGCCUCUGCUCAUCAUCACUGUCACCUACGCUCGCCUGGCCAAGAAGCUGUGGCUCCGCAAUGCCAUAGGAGACAUCACCACGCAGCAGUACCUCACCCACCACCGCAACAAGAAGAAGAGCAUCAAGAUGUUGGUGCUGGUGGUGGUGGUCUUUGCAGUCUGCUGGUUCCCUCUCAACUGCUAUGUGGUGCUCAUCUCUAGCCUGGGCAUCAAGACAAAGAACUCCCUCUACUUCGCCCUGCACUGGUUUGCCAUGAGCAGCACCUGCUACAACCCUUUCAUCUACUGCUGGCUGAACGAGAGCUUCCGCGCAGAGCUCAAGGCCCUGCUCUCCAUCUGCCAGAGGGUACCCCAGGCCCAGGACCAGGAGCUGCUGCCUGGGGCCACCUCCUGCCGGGAGGCAUGGAUGGAGCAGGCCAGGUGCAGGAAGGGACCUUCCUCACAGACCCUUUGCUCCACUGCCAACAUCCAGAUGGCCAACACGGACUUGUGA
Messenger RNA from Calypte anna (Anna's hummingbird), 1402 nucleotides. Its product is annotated as probable G-protein coupled receptor 83. Gene Ontology annotation, molecular function: neuropeptide Y receptor activity. Bases 203 to 1402 code for a protein of 399 amino acids. The record is from RefSeq and is a predicted model, not a curated record. The transcript is spliced from 4 exons. NCBI's taxonomy places the organism in Eukaryota, Metazoa, Chordata, Aves, Apodiformes, Trochilidae. Gene Ontology annotation, biological process: neuropeptide signaling pathway. Gene Ontology annotation, cellular component: membrane.